This is a messenger RNA of Megalops cyprinoides (Indo-Pacific tarpon), 1651 nucleotides long. It is a transcript of the gene scpep1, whose product is annotated as serine carboxypeptidase 1. Gene Ontology annotation, biological process: proteolysis. Gene Ontology annotation, molecular function: serine-type carboxypeptidase activity. Lineage: Eukaryota; Metazoa; Chordata; Actinopteri; Elopiformes; Megalopidae. The transcript has 13 exons. The coding region runs from base 49 to 1368 and encodes 439 amino acids. The record is from RefSeq and is a predicted model, not a curated record.
UAUACAGUAGCAUUGCAAAAUUACAAUUAGCCAGCAUUAUUCAGGACAAUGGGGCGACUGAAGAUAGCUACCGGACUGCUGCUUGUCUUGCUCAUUGAUCCAGUGUCUCUGGGUCCGUUGCCAGCCAAAGAAUCAUGGGGGUAUGUGGACGUCCGCGAGGGAGCGCACAUGUUCUGGUGGCUGUACUACGCCGAUGGCUCGUCUGGAAGCUACAAGGACCUGCCCCUUGUAAUGUGGCUGCAGGGUGGUCCUGGUGGGUCAGGGUGUGGUUUUGGGAACUUUGAGGAGAUCGGCCCCCUGGACAGAGAUCUGGCCCCCAGGAACACUACCUGGAUCCAGGCUGCCAGUGUGAUGUUUGUGGACAACCCUGUGGGCACGGGCUACAGCUACACGGACACAGAGGACGCCCUGACCAAGGACGUGGCCAUGGUGGCGGCGGACAUGAUGGUCCUGCUCAAAAACUUCUUCGCCACCAAAACGGAGUUCCACAGUGUCCCCUUCUACAUAUUCUCUGAGUCUUAUGGGGGGAAAAUGGCUGCAGCGAUCGCACUGGAACUCACCAAGGCCAUUGAAGCGAGGACGAUUAAAUGCAACUUUGCUGGUGUGGCGCUGGGAGACUCCUGGAUCUCCCCACUUGAUUCUGUGCUCACCUGGGGACCUUACCUGUACAGCACAUCCCUGCUGGAUGACUACGGUUUGGGGGAGGUGACCAGAGCUGCCAAGGCCGUGGAGCAGGCGGUGAACGAGAGCCACUUCGAGAGGGCCACGGAGCUGUGGUCAAUCACCGAGAGCGUGGUGGAACAGAAUACCAAUGGGGUCAACUUCUAUAACAUCCUCACCCAGGACCCUGAUGGCAGAGUUAAGCAGGUGGCUGGAGAUGGAUACCUUGCCGCUCUCAGGCGCCGUCACGUCCGCCCCCUGCACCGCCAAUCCCUCGGGGAGCUGAUGAACGGGCCAAUCAGGAAGAAGCUGGGCGUCAUCCCGGAGAAUGUCACCUGGGGAGGCCAAGCAAAUGCUGUUUUCACAAGCAUGGAAGGAGAUUUCAUGAAGCCCGUGGUGGACAUUGUGGACCAGCUGUUGGCCGCAGGCGUGAACGUCACUGUCUACAACGGGCAGCUGGACCUGAUCGUGGACACCAUGGGCCAGGAGCUGUGGGUGAAGAAACUGAAGUGGCCUGGGCUUCCUCACUUCACCCAACAGCAGUGGACAGCGCUGGACGACCCCGCCUCUCCUGGCCAAACCGGAGCCUUCUACAAGAUCCACAAGAACUUUGCCUUCUACUGGAUCCUCAAGGCUGGCCACAUGAUCCCAUCAGACCAGGGAGCAAUGGCCCUGAAGAUGCUGCGGAUGGUGACCCAGCAAGAGUGACCACCCAGUCCCAUACACACACACACACACACACACACACACACACACACACACACACACACACACACACACACACACAGAUGCAAUGUGGAAUGGCCUGCAAAUACUUGAAGACAAUCAAUCAAAUGCUCUGCCUACCAAAUAUCACAGAAUAUCGCGUUUCUCAUUGACUCCUGUGUCCAUAUUAGAAAACAUCGUUCGAUUCUUUUCUGAUCGUCAGGAAUUUUGAAAUAACCAAAAUCUUUAUUUUGAUUACCAAUGUUGUUUCUUGAUAAAUCUGUCU